CGCAUGUGUCCCGCGGUGGCUGCCGGGAAGGGCUGAAAACAGGAAGUAAACAUUGGCGGAUUGGCUUUGUUUCUAUCCAAGGGAUUUGGGUUCGGCUGCGGCAGGACUAGAGGAGGCCAGAUAACCAUGUCGGCUGCAGCUGUAGAUGCAGUUAAUACUGCCCCCCUGUCGGGGUCCAAAGAAUUGAGUUUGGAGGAACCAAAGAAGAUGACCAGAGAGGACUGGAGAAAGAAGAAGGAGCUAGAAGAACAGCGAAAACUGGGUAAUGCUCCUGCAGAAGUUGAUGAAGAAGGAAAAGACAUCAACCCUCAUAUCCCUCAGUAUAUUUCUUCAGUGCCAUGGUAUAUUGAUCCGUCAAAAAGACCUACUUUAAAGCACCAGAGACCACAACCAGAAAAACAAAGGCAAUUCAGCUCCUCGGGAGAAUGGUACAAGAGGGGUGUCAAAGAGAAUUCCAUAACUACUAAGUACCGCAAAGGAGCAUGUGAAAAUUGUGGGGCCAUGACACACAAAAAGAAAGACUGCUUUGAGAGACCCAGACGAGUUGGAGCAAAAUUUACAGGAACUAAUAUAGCUCCAGACGAACAUGUCCAGCCUCAGCUGACCUUUGACUAUGAUGGGAAGAGGGACCGGUGGAAUGGCUACAAUCCAGAAGAACACAUGAAAAUCGUAGAAGAAUAUGCCAAAGUUGAUCUGGCAAAACGAACACUGAAAGCCCAGAAACUCCAAGAAGAAUUAGCCUCAGGAAAAUUAGUAGAACAGGCUAAUUCUCCAAAACACCAGUGGGGAGAAGAGGAACCAAAUUCUCAGAUGGAAAAAGAUCACAAUAGUGAAGAUGAGGAUGAAGAUAAGUAUGCAGAUGAUAUUGACAUGCCUGGACAGAACUUUGACUCUAAGAGACGGAUUACUGUUCGGAAUCUCAGGAUUCGAGAAGAUAUUGCAAAAUAUUUGAGGAAUUUAGAUCCAAAUUCUGCUUACUAUGAUCCCAAAACGAGAGCGAUGAGAGAAAAUCCCUAUGCCAAUGCAGGAAAGAAUCCAGAUGAAGUGAGCUACGCGGGAGAUAACUUUGUUAGAUACACAGGUGAUACCAUUUCGAUGGCUCAGACGCAGUUGUUUGCAUGGGAAGCCUACGACAAGGGAUCUGAAGUACAUCUGCAGGCCGAUCCUACAAAACUAGAGCUAUUGUAUAAGUCCUUCAAAGUCAAAAAGGAAGACUUCAAGGAACAGCAGAAAGAAAGCAUCUUGGAAAAGUAUGGGGGCCAGGAACAUUUGGAUGCCCCUCCAGCCGAAUUGCUUCUAGCUCAGACAGAAGAUUAUGUGGAGUACUCCAGACAUGGGACUGUCAUUAAAGGGCAGGAGCGGGCGGUCGCCUGCUCCAAGUAUGAGGAAGACGUGAAGAUCCACAACCACACGCAUAUCUGGGGAUCUUACUGGAAAGAAGGCCGAUGGGGAUACAAAUGCUGUCACUCUUUUAUCAAGUAUUCCUAUUGUACUGGAGAAGCUGGGAAGGAGAUUGUUAAUUCAGAGGAAUGUACUGUAAAUGAAAUAACUGGAGAAGAAUCUGUGAAAAAACCUCAGACCCUCAUGGAGAUACAUCAGGAGAAACUAAAAGAGGAUAAAAAGAAAAAGAAGAAGAAGAAGAAGAAGCAUAGAAAGAGCAGUUCAGAAAGUGAUGACGAAGAAAAGAAACAUGAAAAACUGAAAAAGGCACUGAAUGCGGAGGAGGCCCGCCUUCUUCAUGUCAAGGAGCUCUUGCAGAUUGAUGAGAGGAAGCGGCCUUACAAUAGCAUAUAUGAAACUCGGGAACCCACUGAGGAGGAAAUGGAGGCCUAUAGAAUGAAACGUCAGAGGCCCGAUGACCCAAUGGCCUCUUUCCUUGGACAGUAGUAACUAGUCACAGACGGUCACCCAAGAUAAAAACAGCUGAUGUGAUACUCUUUUUAGCUUCUUGCUGAUUGUAGGUGGAAAAAUCAGUAUCCGCAAGCAGAUUUUAAUAAAGCUUCCAGAAGUCUCA
Rhinolophus ferrumequinum (greater horseshoe bat) is the source of this 2014-nucleotide messenger RNA. It is a transcript of the gene SLU7, whose product is annotated as SLU7 homolog, splicing factor. Lineage: Eukaryota; Metazoa; Chordata; Mammalia; Chiroptera; Rhinolophidae. The record is from RefSeq and is a predicted model, not a curated record. Gene Ontology annotation, cellular component: spliceosomal complex. The transcript has 16 exons. Bases 127 to 1887 code for a protein of 586 amino acids. Gene Ontology annotation, molecular function: pre-mRNA 3'-splice site binding. Gene Ontology annotation, biological process: mRNA splicing, via spliceosome.